Messenger RNA from Argentina anserina (silverweed cinquefoil), 822 nucleotides. RefSeq lists its product as uncharacterized. The coding region runs from base 46 to 660 and encodes 204 amino acids. Lineage: Eukaryota; Viridiplantae; Streptophyta; Magnoliopsida; Rosales; Rosaceae. The transcript has a single exon. The record is from RefSeq and is a predicted model, not a curated record.
ACCCCUCACCCACCCACUAAUCAUCAACACCCUUUUCUGAUAGCCAUGGUUCUCAAGCUCAAACUCUCCACUCCAGCCAAGUUCUACGGCAGCAGCCUCCCACGCCCUCGGUUCUACGCCGAUGUCAAGUUCAAUGACGAGCGGGUCGACCCGCCCCUACCCGUCCUAGAUCCACUUCUCACCUGGGCCAACGAGGCCCACUGGUCCAUGGGCGGCCUCAGCUUCAAGCGCCUCCGUCUCCAAGGCCGGAUCGAAGGCAACGUCGGCAAGCUCCGCGCCGAGCGGCAGAAGACCGAGGACAAGAAGCAUAUCAGCAAGAGGGCUUCUUCCGAUUCGCCUCCUCCGGCUCCGGUUGCGAACAAGCGCCGGAGAUUCCUGGCCCUGCUUGAUGAAGGCGAAGAUGAUGAGGAGGAUCUGGAGGAAGUGAGAGGGAAGAGGCUUGUGAAGAAGCUGGCGGUUGAGUUUGACAGGGUGGCUGCGGAGGAGGAGGAGGCGGUGGCUUCGAGGACUCGGAGCCGGAAAUUGGAAGUGGUCGAUCAGAUUGAGGCUGUGAUGCAGGUGGUCAAGAAUGUAAGUAAGUUGAGUUUGAAGGGCAAGAAGCAGAAGAAGCGGAAAGUCAAGGGACACAGGACUUCGCCCAGAUUGGCUAAACGUACCUGAGGCCUUAAUUUGAUGUAAUUUAUGAGCUAGGAUUUAGAUCUGCGUUUUCAGUUUAUCUCGUGCUUGUUGCUUCUCCAGAUCUGAGAAAAGACAUUGAGGGCUUUUGUAUACAUUUUUAGCUUGGUUAAUGCUGUCAUCUAAUUUAUAAGUGCUUGUGGGUAA